GAACAUUUGUCACCUAAAAAAGUGCCUCCCGGUCUCCCACUCUCUUCUAUUUCUCUCUAUCUCUCUCGCGAUGUUAGGGUUCUUCUCGUCUUUCGUCGCCGGCGAAUCCCUGUGAAGUGUUUGUAUGAGACGUCUUCUUCAUUGCUCCGGUUGUUUACUUCGCGCAGUGGCAAAUGAGUGGGGUAUCAAUGGGAUACACUCGAUCACGACCUUUUAAUGGGGAAAAUAUGCUGAGGAGAUGUAGCAAUAACACGCAAGCUGAUAAUGUUAUUCUGAUAGAUGAUGAUAAUGUUAUUGUUAUUGAUUCUCCUGAGUAUUUGCACAAAAAUGUUCAACUUCCAAGCAUGCAGAGUCGUGCCAAUAGAUGCCCACAGAAGACAGUAAUUUUCUUGGAUGAUGACGAAAACAAUGAAAACAACCAUUCCACUAGUGGCCGAGAAAGUGACUUUUUAAAUAAUCCAUCAUCUAGCCAGAGACCUUUCCCACCGUUUAAGGAUGCAAGAAAGACUCCAGAUGACAAUGGUGAUGAUUGUCAAUUUGUGCGAGAAAAUAAAGCUCCGGUAAAGCUAUCAAAAUGCAAAAGAACUUACUCUGGUAGAGCGUCCUCCCGGAAUCGGUAUGGUUUGACUUCUGAUUCAGAGAGCAGUUCAUCUGAUUCUGAUUCUGAUUUUGAGUUGAUGGUAGAUUCUGUUGGAAAGCUUCAAGAAGAAUGGGAGAAAGCUUCCUCAAGGAGGAAAUAUGAUGGUCAUAAUACUCAAUCUGGUGUCAACAUAUUUGACAAUACAUCAAUGGCUGAUUUACAAGCUGAGCAUGGCCAAACUGAAGAACAUCCUGCUUUUUCUAGUAUGGGUAAAGCCAGUAAUGAGAAAGAAGAUAUGUCCCCCUUUGAAAAAGGAGAUGAAAGCUCCAGUGCUUCGAGUUCAAGAAAUGAAGAUGAACAAAACCCUAAAGAUUUUUCAUCUUUUUAUGAAAACUUUGCUGAUGAUUUGGAAAUGGAUUUUCAGGAUAAGGGGAAAAACCAGUCUGCCGACCCAUGUGAAACAAGACCUGUGUCACAACAUGGUGUCAAAAACUUCUGUUACACAAAAGAUGGUUCAUUAGGAAAAGGGGAUUGCUUACGUGAAGAUCCAUGUUCCUCUGGAGCUCAAGACAGUCAUGACCAAUGUAUUUUCACUGAAUAUGGGAGCCCUUUUCCAGGUCACAUGCAUUCUAUGGACAACUUUAGCCCUUGUCCAGGUCAAACUUCAUCUGGUAGAAAUUUCUCACCUGGCGUAGGAAUUGGCACUGGAAAAUGUCAUUAUCAGGACAAUGGUGAAACUCCACUUGAGAAACCAUCUAAAUCCUGUAAACAUCUUGGGCCAGAGGAAGAGACUGUUAGUUCUCCAUCUAAGAGUCAGCAGGAGGAAAAAUCAGAAUACCUAUUGCAUUCUCAUGGCUAUGAUGAUGGACAGAACAAUGAUAGUAGUAUAAUUACUGAAAGAGAAAGACUUAAAGAAACUGAUGAAUACAAGAAGGCGCUAGAGGAAGAACUAGCUUCUAGGCAAAGAGCAUUACAGAUUCAGGCUGAAGAAGCACAAAAUUUGCGGAGGUUGUUGAAGAGAAAGAAAGCUGAACAAAUGCGUUUAUUAGACAUGGAGAGAAGACAAAAACAGCGUGUGGAUGAAAUGAGAGAGACACAGAAGAAGGAUGAAGAAAAUAUGAACAUGAAGGAGGUGAUUCGCAAUCAAGUUAGAAGUGAACUGAGUAAACUAGAAACAACAUGCAGAGAUAUGGCUUCUGUGCUGCGGGGUUUGGGAAUUUUUGUUGGUAGCAGCCCUUUUCCACAAUCAAGUGAGGUACGAGCAGCUUACAAAAAGGCCUUACUGACAUUCCACCCAGAUCGAGCUUCAAGAGAUAAUAUUCGUCAACAGGUUGAAGCUGAGGAAAAAUUUAAGCUCAUCUCUCGUAUGAAGGACAAAUUUUUCCCAACCUUAUGACACUUAGCAAUGGUUUAAAACUAGCAAAAUUUUAACCAUCGGCCUUGUAUUAGCUAGCCUUCUUAGAACCACCUGGGUGGAUAUACUUAUUAUAUACUCAGUAGUAAAAAGUGUAAUUUGUUUGUUUGUUUGGGCUGAUUCCUCAAUUUUUUCCUGUAGCAUAGCUAUUCCAGGAAUUGAUACCAAAAUACAUUAUGUAUUUUUUGUUUGUCUACUGAAUACACUU
Messenger RNA from Ipomoea nil (Japanese morning glory), 2202 nucleotides. RefSeq lists its product as uncharacterized. The transcript is spliced from 6 exons. Lineage: Eukaryota; Viridiplantae; Streptophyta; Magnoliopsida; Solanales; Convolvulaceae. Bases 174 to 1976 code for a protein of 600 amino acids. The record is from RefSeq and is a predicted model, not a curated record.